AAUCAAGUUUAACACUGUGGAGUUUUUUGACUGGUGGAACCUUUCCAUGGCUGAUUUUGCACUGUUUAUCAAUGGAGAGCGGCCAAGCCCAAUCUUAUCCAAUGGCGAGCCAACAUCCUGCACCAGUGUGAACGGUGUAAGAUUAUUGAUUAUGGAAGCACUAAAAUUGUCAUUAAAUUUGCACCGUCAUGCCCCAAAUUUCAAAGCCGAGUAUCGAAUCUUUUCUUCAACACCCUUCAAUCAUGCACUUCAUUUCUUAAAGAAGCAAUCCUCUGUUUAAUUCUCUUCAGGAAACCCAAAAUCUCCUUCAAUGGAAACCAAAACACUUCAUUUUCUGUCUCUAAUUAUAAUCUCUCUUAUCUCUUCAUCCACCUCUUACUCCCCCACAGAUAAUUACCUUCUCAACUGUGGCUCAGCCACCAACACUUCGCUCUAUAACCGAGUCUUUGUAUCCGAUGCUUCUAGAACAGGUUCGUUUUUUCUCUCAGCAGACCGCUCCAUUUCCCUCGCUGACCAAAACCCAUCUCCAAAUUCGCCCGCUUUGUACCAUACAGCGAGAGUUUUCACCACUCCUUCGAGCUACAAAUUCAACAUCAAGAAGAAUGGGACUCACUUGGUACGUUUUCAUUUCUCGCCAUUUGCAGCUCGAGGUUUUAAUUUAUCAACUGCAAAAUUUAGUGUUCUUGUUAACGGUAAUGUGAUGUUGAAUGAUUUUAGUACCCAAGUUGUCGUGCUUAAGGAGUAUAUAAUAAAAGCAAAUGAUAAAAUGCUGGAAAUUUUGUUGAGACCUGUGGCUGAGUCAGGUUUUGGAUUUAUUAGUGCUAUCGAAGUGUUUUCGGCUCCCAAAGACUUUAUCGUUGAUUAUGGAGCCAAGCUGGUUAGUGCUGAUGGAAUUGAAGAGUACCAGAAUCUUUCGUUGCAUGUUUUAGAGACAAUUCACAGGAUUAAUGUGGGAGGUUCGAAAUUGACAGCUUUUAAUGAUACUUUGUGGAGAACGUGGAUCCCUGAUGAUGAUUUUCUUGUUUUGAAAACUGCUGCUAAACGUGUAGCUACUACUCAUACUCCUAAUUAUCAGAGUGGAGGUGCCAGCCCAGAGAUUGCGCCAGAUAAUGUGUAUAUGACUGCACAGCAGAUGAAUAAGGAUAACGCAACCUUAGGGGCAAGAUUCAACAUCACAUGGGAUUUUCCAGUGGGUUCGAGUGGUGUUCGACACUUGGUUCGCUUGCAUUUUUGUGAUAUUGUUAGUACUUCACUUAACCAGUUGUACUUUGAUGUAUAUGUGAAUGACCUCUCUGCUUACAAGGAUCUUGAUCUAUCUACGCUUACAUUCCACAUGCUUUCAUCUCCAGUCUACUUAGACCUUAUCGCAGAUUCUGAUGAUCUGGGGACUAUGCGUGUGAGUGUUGGACCCUCGGAUAUAAGCACUUCUUUGAAAAUCAAUGCUAUUUUGAAUGGUGUAGAGAUCAUGAAGAUGGUAAAUGUUCUUGAUUCACAGACCGGAUAUAAAAAGAGACGAAUUUGGAUUGUGUUAGGUUCAAUUUUCGGAGGCCUUCUUGUAUUUUCUUUGGUUGUUCUUGCUGUUGUGCUUCUAUGUAAAUGCAGAAAGCAGAAACCAAAACCAAGACGUGCAGAAAGUGUAGGUUGGACACCCUUACGUGUAUAUGGAGGCAGUUCUCACACUAGACUGUCUGAAGUGACGGUCAAUGCAUCUCCUGGUUCAAAUGGUUAUCACAGCUUGAGGAUCCCUAUUGCCGACAUUCAAUUGGCCACUAACAAUUUUGAUGAAAAUCUAAUCAUUGGUUCGGGUGGAUUUGGUAUGGUUUACAAAGGGGUUCUUAAAGACAACACAAAGGUUGCUGUAAAGAGGGGUGUUCCUGGAUCUAGGCAGGGACUUCCAGAAUUCCAGACAGAAAUAGCAGUUCUGUCCAGGAUACGUCACCGUCAUCUUGUUUCCCUCAUUGGGUAUUGUGAAGAGCAGUCAGAAAUGAUACUGGUUUAUGAGUAUAUGGAAAGGGGACCAUUGAAGAAUCAUUUAUAUGGUUCAGGAUAUCCAACUUUGUCAUGGAAGCAAAGGCUUGAAAUUUGCAUUGGUGCAGCAAGAGGUCUUCACUACCUGCAUACAGGUUCAACACAAGGCAUCAUCCAUCGUGAUAUUAAGUCUACAAAUAUUUUGCUUGACCAAAAUUAUGUGGCCAAGGUUGCUGAUUUUGGUCUUUCAAGAUCUGGCCCAUGCCUCAAUGAGACUCAUGUAAGUACUGGCGUCAAAGGUAGUUUUGGUUAUCUCGAUCCAGAGUACUUCCGGAGACAGCAGCUGACAGACAAGUCAGAUGUUUAUUCAUUUGGAGUAGUUCUUUUUGAGGUUCUCUGUGCUAGACCUGCUGUUGAUCCAUUGCUUGCCAGGGAGCAAGUGAAUUUAGCUGAAUGGGCAAUGCAAUGGCAGAAAAAAGGUAUACUUGAGAAAAUUGUCGAUCCCCAUCUUGUUGGACAGAUAAAACGAAGCUCUCUUAAGAAAUAUGGAGAAACAGCAGAGAAAUGUUUGGCAGACUAUGGUGUUGAUAGGCCAACCAUGGGUGAUGUGUUAUGGAAUUUGGAAUAUGUACUUCAGCUUCAGGAAUCUGGACCAUCAAGAGAACCGCGGGUGAAUGGCAAUGCAAAUGCACAGGAGCUCCCAUCACCUUCAAUGGUUCCCCAAGGUUCAUCAAGUGAUGACGCUGGGGCUGAAAAAGAUGAUGGUAAUGGUGUUUCAGACAUAACAACCAGCAAAGUCUUUUCCCAGUUGAUGACCAAUGAAGGCAGAUAGUUUUACAUGUAAACAGUUCAUACACUUCUUAACUCAUUUUUAACUAUUCUCAGAAAGUCUGUUUGAAUUUAUUUUGGAGGUACCAAUCCAAAUUUAAAUCUUCUGUCA
Molecule: messenger RNA, 2908 nt
Organism: Hevea brasiliensis (rubber tree)
Lineage: Eukaryota; Viridiplantae; Streptophyta; Magnoliopsida; Malpighiales; Euphorbiaceae
Product: probable receptor-like protein kinase At5g24010
Exons: 1
Coding region: 311-2800 (829 amino acids)
Biological process (GO): protein autophosphorylation
Cellular component (GO): plasmodesma; plasma membrane
Molecular function (GO): ATP binding; transmembrane receptor protein tyrosine kinase activity
Source: RefSeq, a predicted model, not a curated record